Lytechinus pictus (painted urchin) is the source of this 3814-nucleotide messenger RNA. RefSeq lists its product as uncharacterized. Gene Ontology annotation, molecular function: protein binding. The record is from RefSeq and is a predicted model, not a curated record. The coding region runs from base 647 to 1933 and encodes 428 amino acids. Lineage: Eukaryota; Metazoa; Echinodermata; Echinoidea; Temnopleuroida; Toxopneustidae. The transcript is spliced from 10 exons.
CCCCUUUUUUGUACGACAAUAUGCAUAUGAGUGCGCUGGAGCCAUAUUGGAUAUGUUUAUUUUCCCCUUUUCUGUUCUUAAAAACAGAAAGACAUGAAAUGGGACAAGACUUAAACUUUUUUUUCUCAUUACAUUCCCUACUUAUUUUCAGUUACGAUUUAUUUACUUUGAAAAAGAACAUUCAGAAUCUCCAGCCAAUUCCUCUUUCUGGAUCAGCGUCAGCCACUGACACUGCCCAAAGUGCAUUUAGCUCUCGAACCAAUAGCCAUCAAGCUUCUGUAUCAAGCGGAUAUAUAUACGUCUCGGCGCUCAAUCGGCAGGCAAAUCAAUGAAACAGGAUACUUUUUUGCUUCUUUGUUAGUGAUAUUGAAUGUGCUGUGCUCUUUAUUAUGACGACUUAGAUAGAACGGUGACAACUAUCUAGGGGAGAAAAGAUCAACAUGUUUCAAAUGCAUUAAUAAUUCGGAAUAAUUCCAUUAAGUCUGAUAACGGUAAAACACUUUUUGCUCAUGCUGCAGGCGCGUCUUUGGUGAUUUACGUUACAUGCACUGUACACAUCAAUACUUCUUGCGGUUGUACACAUUCAAGUUUCCUUUUGAGUCGAGUGAAACCCGUCAGUCGUUGAAAUCAAAGACUGUACAUCAAGAUGAUGGCUACAAAUGACGUCAUUACUAUGCUGUCUUCCGAGCCAAUGAAAGAGGCUGAGUUUUCUUACUUUACAUCGGACAUCAAAGAUGUACAAAAAAACAAGGUUAAAAGAAGGUGUUAUUUUAGAGCUUUAUCAAGAGAGAAAUAUCUUGUUCUUCAUUCAGCCAAAGCAGAUGAUGAAUGUCUGAGAUAUAGACCCCGUCAAAUCACCAGGAUUGUCGAGCCCGAGAAGAAAUUUCUUUGCGUGGAAUAUGGACCUGAUGAUGGUCCAAUGUAUAUGCUACUUGAUUUUAAUGAUUCAAGUGAAAACAUGGAUGAAUGGGAAAGUGCUUUAUAUCAGUUGAUGGGAUUAGAAAAUAAGAUUCGUGAUAGAACCAAAUCAGAGAGUUUGAGACGUAGACCAUCAGCCAACAAAACAAAGAGAGCCGUCUCGACAUUUCAGCCCACCAAUCCAACCAUAACUACGAUUCCAGAAAAACCAGGCGUACAAAAUAAUCAAGAAUUAGAAGACGAAACGGACAUCGAGUCACAAUCCGUCGCCACGACCACGGAUGGUGAAUCAUCAUCGCAGGAGCAAGAAACACGUGACAGAGUCGACUCUGAUGUCGACAAUGUAUCAAUGACCGGUUCGGAUGUGAUUUCACCAUACUGCAGUUUAAAAUCAGAGGGAGACGAUGAACAUUACAGAAAGGAAAACCAACUAAGAUUGUUGGAAGAGGAAAGAGAUAAGGAAUUCGUGGACGUUGAUGUUUGUGUCGAUGAAGUACAAAGACUGACCGUAUCAGACUAUGGCGAUCAAGUCUAUGUGGGCAAUGUUGCAGAAGAUGCCCCGUCGAACAUUUGCAUUGGUGACAAGUUAUUGAAGAUGGAUAAUGAGAACAUCAACACUGCGCAGGAUGCUAUGAAUAUGAUUAGGGGUUUAAAGGCAGAGAAAACUCGGGUCUCUGUGCGGCUAGUACGUUUUCCCAAAGGCAAUAUCUGUGUGGUUGGAUCAGAUGUAAGAAGCUUGAAUGAACUGGGGAUAGUAGUUCAAGGAAGUGAGAUUACAUCGACACAAGGCAAAUUCAGACGAUCAUGUGACCCAGCUUGGGUAUCUGUUAAAGGUGAACGAUCAACUCGAUCAAUAACAGCUAUCAACGAUCACCCAGUCUCGCUUCAAGCAAACACACAGCAAGUGACCGAUAUGAUCCAAGAAGCAUUAUUUGAUGAUUUCAAUGUUGUCUUCCAUGUUCAUCCAACUGAUUUCCUCAAGGAACUAGCUUCAUCUAGCAGUACCAAUCUCUGAACACUCGACCAGACUAUUAAUCAAUGAAAGACACAAGUGAUGAGAGAGAGGUUGUCAAGCCAGCAUGAAAGGAGCCCUUUUCAAGAAACAAAUAGCGUGAAACAUUUUCUGCAAUGGACACAUUAAAAGCAUUGAUCACUACCACUGAUUUCAUAAUGAGUAUUCUUUUCCUUGAAACCUCUGAGUCUGACAGAAUCGAACAGUUUUCUGUAAAUAUAUUAUGUUGGCAUCACUUGGUGUAGUUAUGUUGGAUAUUGUCCUCCUCUGAAAGUUAGGGAGUGUUUCAUGAAGUGAAAGUGAUUUGACAUUCUUGUUUAUACAUAUUGUCUUUCGGACAAUCAUAUGCCCAGGUCUCGAUGACCUUAACACUGAGAGGUACACAUAGAGAUAUAUUGCGUUAUCUCUAUGGAGGUACAUGACUUCUGAGGUCUAAGUAAAUCAACUUUCAGUUAUCAAAUUGGCAACAAUUUUCUGUACUUUGGUAGUAUGUUUUUCUCAUAGAGAUUAUUAGUAUACAUCUCUAUGGUUUUUCUACGCAACUCAAGUAAAAAUGAAAUUCCAAAGUGUACUUAAAAAGUUGCCAGUUUAGAUAUUUAAAUAGUGAUUAAUUAAAUUUCCAUUGUGUUGCCAUUUUAAAGAGUGUAAUGAUUAGUAUGAUUUUAUUCGGGAAUAGGACAACAUACCACAUAAAAAAAUCAAUGAAACAUUAUUAGUACAUUCUACUCUUUCUGCUAUAAUAAGUAUUUAUGACAAAAACAAUUCUGCAGAAGUGUCUCUCAAGAGAUGCUGGCAUUGAGAUCCAAGGAACAUCCUAAAGCAGAUUUACCAAUGCAGCUGAAUGAAGUAAUCAUAAAUUCUUCAAUAUUUAUUGUAUAUCAUACUGCAGCUUGUAUGUUUUAUUUUUUACUUCCUUUGAUAAUUCCAAUUGUUAUAAUACUCCUUCCACAUCAUUUUGUUCAAAUGUAAAUACAUGUAAAUACAGUAUAACGCUUCCGACUCAGAAAAGAUCAUUAAAUGAAACAAAAUACUGUAGAAUCAAUGAUAUAUAUACAAUGAUAAUGAAAUGUAUCAUAUCCACUUUGCAGUGUACUCCAGGGGAUAAUUGUCAUUAUAACAUUGGCUUCACAAUCAUUUCAAGGAAUAUGUUACACUUUUAUUUCAUAUCCAUCUGUUUGAAGGUUAAAACUAUUUUUCUUUUUCUUCCUGCUGAUGGAGGUAACCAGACCUGUUGUCUGAGCAUUGCACCAUCAAGAUCUAGAGAGAGAUUGAAACCCUAAGGUCUAGCAGUAUACAUAUCAUGUCUAUGUUUUGCUAUACAUAUCAUUCUCUGUGUACAAGUCUUUUCAUUGUAUACUUUCAUAAAUAUUUCAUUCAUGUGCUAGCAGGAUAUCACGAGUAAUAAACUUGCAAUAUCAUUUCCAUUGUAAUUGUCAAAUUUGAAAUUUCGGAGUAAGUACCAUAUUCAUACCAGAGUAGAUAGUAGAAAAAAAAUGUAUAAAGUAUCAUUAUAAGCAUCAACAUUAUUGAACAAGCAAGUCAAUGAGCAUAUGGGUGGCUGUAAAGGUUUGCAUAUCUAUGGUAUUUCAAAUAUCUAUGGCAUUAUUCUUGUAUUGCAAAUAUUUUAUAUGCCUUAUUUACAGCAGUUUAUAUUUUUACCAAAAGAAAAAAAAAGACCUAAAUUGUACAAAAAUACCAAUAUUGUGUCAAUCUGCUUUGCAGUAUACAUUUAUAUAUGAAAAAGGAAAUUCUGUAACAUAUAUAUUAUUGUAUCACAUAUGUUUUAUUUUAAGUUAUUGUUUUAUAUCAAGUAAAAGAUAUAUGCACUGGCAGAUCAUUUGAAAAGAAAAUGGAUAAUAAAUUGACUGAAAGUGAACCUUUUCU